Schizosaccharomyces octosporus yFS286 is the source of this 1515-nucleotide messenger RNA. Its product is annotated as CCR4/nocturin family endoribonuclease. The transcript has 2 exons. The record is from RefSeq and is a predicted model, not a curated record. Gene Ontology annotation, molecular function: poly(A)-specific ribonuclease activity. NCBI's taxonomy places the organism in Eukaryota, Fungi, Ascomycota, Schizosaccharomycetes, Schizosaccharomycetales, Schizosaccharomycetaceae. The coding region runs from base 1 to 1515 and encodes 504 amino acids.
AUGCUUAUUCGUUCCUGUGUAAGAAAAUUUAUCGAAACCUAUUACCCAUCUGCAAAUUUAAUAGCUGCAGCGGUUGCACCUUUACCACACACCACUUGGAAAAAUACUUGUUUCUUAAAUACCCAAAUGGCUAAUUCGAAACCAGAAACAAAAAAUGAGUCAAAAAAAGGUGUCCCGUCUUUUGUAACACCUGAGUAUAUAGAAUUGCAGCGCCAGAAAAAGGCAGAGAAGAUGGCGAAAAAGGCUACUCUUAAGCAAUCUAUGCCUCAACAAAAUCAACCGCGUGAGUUUAAUACCGACUUUAUCAAAAGGGACAUGCUUCCUUUGCCAAAUUUUGUUCCUUACGAUGAAGAUAAACUGCCUGUGGACAUCAAAGUUAUGACUUACAACGUGCUGGCCCAGACAAAUAUUCGUCGGUCCAUGUUUCCUCAUAGUGGUGAAACCCUAAAAUGGAAGAACCGCUCAAAGGUCCUUGAAAACGAAUUUAAAUAUUAUGUUCCUGACGUUGGUUGUAUGCAGGAGGUUGAUGCUGAAUUCAUUCCUUCAUUCUAUAAACCUUUGAUGGAAGGCAUGGGUUAUGAUUUGAGUUUUCAAGCUGCUAAAGGAAAGACGCAUGGAAUUUUAAUUUUUUGGAGAACCUCAUUAUUUCAAAAUAUAAAAGUAGACGUUAUCUAUUAUGAUGAUCAUAACGAACUACCUGGAAGAAUGAACACGAAAAAUAUUGGCUGUUGUGUUUCUUUACAACGUACUAAUGAUUUAUCUAAAGGCAUUUUUCUUGCUACUACGCAUCUAUUUUGGCAUCCGUAUGGCUCAUAUGAACGACUCCGUCAGGGUGCUCUCUUAGUAAAGGAAGUAAACGCUAUAGCAGAAGCUCACCAAACGUGGCCCGUAAUUAUUGCUGGUGAUUUUAAUACAGAGCCUUUUGAUACGAACUAUCCUGCGAUGACUACGAAGCCUUUCGCUAUUUGUCAACGUGCUACUGACAUUAUUGAGCGUAGUAUGAAUUAUGUGUUUGGAGAAUCCGAAUUAGAAGGAAAGGAAGAAGCUGUGACUCAACCCUCAAUAACGCAAUCAGAAAAUGAUAGCGAGAAUGGUACCUCCACUGCAACUUCUACCGCCUCGACACCUACCCCUUCCAAAAAGCGUAUUUUACAUGUUCAGAAUGAGUUUGUGCCACACUACACUACAUUUUAUGAACAACACCAGAAAAAUCCUCGACUUGUUAGUUUGUAUUCUUAUGGUUACAAACACGUCGAUCCAGAAAAUGCAAAGAACGCAUUUGAACAUCCUGCUUUUACAAAUUGGGCAAAUACUUACCAAGGUCACUUGGACUACAUAUUCCUUAUGGAUCGAAAUUCUACAAAAGAAAAAUCUGCAGAUGAAGUUAUUGAAGGAAUUAAGCUAAAAAGUCUGCUUAGAAUUCCUAAACCAUCGGAAAUGAAAGAGGCAGAACCUCUAGAGGGUAGAUAUCCCAGUGAUCAUGUCGCUUUAAUGGCUUCCAUUCAAUUAAUAUGA